AAUGUAAGGACUAAGGACCAAACACAAGGAUAUGCUAAGCUCUGCUUUGCAUGGAUGCUGGAACUCAGCUGGGAGACGAGACUCAGCUGGGAGACAGGAAGAGACGGAGACGGAGAGGAUGUCGUGCGACCUUGUGAAUGCCAUGGGUGGCAGGAUUUCUCUGCAAAUCAGCUAGGUUUUGCACAUAGCUCUGAUUGGUCAAGUCAGAAUCUAUCUGGGCUGUGAUUGGUGCUGUCAGUCUGUGAAAUGAGUAUUUAAUGGACUCGACUGUGAAACAUCAGUACCUGAAAACCCAGAGAUUCAAAGCUGGCUUCCCUGCUGCCAUCGUCCGAGGUAUAUGGAAUCCUUCCUGUGUAUAACAUCAUGAGGAAGAUCUGCAUUCUAGUGGCCCUGUUGCUGCACUUUCCUGCUCCUGGGGUGUCCAACCUGAGACCUAGCAACUUCAUUCAUUACAGUUUCCCGUCGUCCUGGAAAGAGGCACAGGCCUUCUGCAGAAGACAAAACUUAGACCUGGUCACCAUCAGCAGUGAAAAAGAGAAUCUGAACUUUGUCAGUGGCCAGGGAUGGAUCGGUCUGUACCGAGAGAAUUCAACCUCUAAGUGGAAAUGGUCCAGAAGAGACGAGAUAGCCGACUUCACCAGCUGGGAAAUCAAUGAACCAAAAGAUGGUGAGGACUGUGCUUUUAAGUACAGCAAGGUACAACAAUGGGAGAGCGAUCAUUGUGAGAUCUCCCACAGUGUGAUGUGUAACAACGAGACGCUGGUUCUGGUGAAGGAGAACAAGACGUGGGAGCAGGCAUUAAAGCACUGCCGGACUCUGGAGGCGGUGGACUCGAGUCAGCCAGCCACUGUUUACCAGAACUACCGAUAUGACCUGGCCACCCUUCUCACUUCAGAUGACCACGUCUACGCACGAGAGAAGGCACAAGAUGCUACCACUAAUGAGGUGUGGACGGGCCUGCGUUACCUGGCUGGCCAGUGGCUGUGGGUGGGAGGAGAACAAGUGCAGUACCAGAAUAUUAAAAGUUGCCAGACUCAGACAAGCUGUGGCAUCCUGGUAAAGAACGGCACCACACAGUUUGAGACCAUGGACUGCAUGUGGAAAAGGAACUUCAUCUGUUACAAGAAGCCUUGAACAUAACUUCUCCAAUGAAUGUCAUUCUUUAAGAAAGUCUACUUCUUCCUUUCCAGUUUUAAUUCUGUGAUUACUGUAAGAUUUCACAACAACAUCAUCUUUUAUUAGGUGCAAAAGGUCAGGGUUAGGGUUUCAGAAAUCAUGUCAUCAGUCAUAAAA
Molecule: messenger RNA, 1293 nt
Organism: Sander lucioperca (pikeperch)
Lineage: Eukaryota; Metazoa; Chordata; Actinopteri; Perciformes; Percidae
Product: lymphocyte antigen 75-like
Exons: 4
Coding region: 364-1134 (256 amino acids)
Source: RefSeq, a predicted model, not a curated record